This is a messenger RNA of Siniperca chuatsi (mandarin fish), 2748 nucleotides long. It is a transcript of the gene aldh3a2b, whose product is annotated as aldehyde dehydrogenase 3 family, member A2b. Lineage: Eukaryota; Metazoa; Chordata; Actinopteri; Centrarchiformes; Sinipercidae. The record is from RefSeq and is a predicted model, not a curated record. The coding region runs from base 335 to 1804 and encodes 489 amino acids. Gene Ontology annotation, cellular component: cytoplasm. The transcript is spliced from 11 exons. Gene Ontology annotation, biological process: aldehyde metabolic process. Gene Ontology annotation, molecular function: aldehyde dehydrogenase (NAD+) activity.
AACCUCAUGGUGGCGCUAGAGGAAAAAUCAGGAAUAAGCUAAUUGGUAUGUUUGAUCCUUUGGGGGCCAAUUCAUUUGGUAGAUGUUGAGAUAUUUCAGUAUUUGUCAGUGGCGGACCAACUGUCAGGCAGCUAGCAUCCAUAUAGCCAUGAUGCUAGCAGUGGCUAGAAGCUAAUCGGCUGGCAGCAGUUUGGUCCUGCCCCUGCGGAGGUGUGCCCUAACGCGGAGGGAGAGCUGUGCUUCACUGCCGCUAGCUUUACUCAGCUGCUCCAACGUUUCGUCUCACCAUCAAGACCGAGGGGGAUCUCAAGACAUUAACUGAGAAUUAAUCAGGAUGUCCCGGGAGCAGCAGGCGGUGGCUCGUGCCAGGAAAGCCUUUGAAACAGGCAGGUCCAAAUGUUUUGAGCACCGGAUCCGCCAGUUGAAGAACCUGCAGCGGUUAUUCACUGAGAGACAGAAAGAGAUUUCAGAUGCCAUCAAGAAAGACCUCAAUAAGAGCGAGGUGGGGACCCAGCUGUACGAGACUCUGGGUCUGGAGGGGGAGAUCAGCCUGGCCAUCAGGAAGCUGAAGGAGUGGGCGGCCCCUCGAUCCGUGGAGAAGAACCUGAUUACCCUCGGCGACACCGUCUACAUCAAGCCGGAGCCACUGGGAGUGGUGCUUAUCAUCGGGGCCUGGAACUACCCCUGGGCUGUCACCAUCCAGCCGCUCAUUGGAGCUAUCGCUGCUGGCAAUGCUGCUGUGGUCAAGCCCUCUGAGGUGUGUGUUCACACUGCAAAGGUCAUGGAGGAUCUGCUGCCACUUUACAUCGACAAAGAGCUUUACCCUGUAGUAACCGGAGGAGUGUCAGAGACCCAGGAGCUGCUGCGCCAGAGGUUCGAUCACAUCUUCUACACCGGCAACAGCGUGGUGGGCAAACUGAUCAUGGAGGCUGCUGCCAAACACCUGACACCUGUCACCCUGGAGCUGGGUGGCAAGAGCCCCUGCUACAUUGACAAAAACUGUGACAUAAGCAUAGCCUGCAGGCGUGUCGCCUGGGGAAAGUACACUAACUGUGGUCAGACCUGCAUCGCCCCAGACUACAUCCUUUGUGACCCCAGCAUCCAGGACCGGGUCAUUGAAGAGGUCAAGAAGUCCAUUAAGGAGUUCUACACAGACAACCCAAAGACCUGCCCUGACUAUGGACGCAUCAUCAACCAGCGCCACUUCAAGAGGAUAAUGACCUUGUUGGAAGACAGCACCAUCGCUGUAGGAGGAGACAAUGACGAGUCAGACUGCUACAUAGCCCCCACAGUUCUGCGGGACGUGAAGCCAGAGGCGAAGGUGAUGCAGGAGGAGAUAUUUGGACCUCUGCUUCCCAUCUUGCUGGUCAGCAGCCUGGACGAAGCCAUCAAGUUUAUCAAUAAGGGAGAGAAACCUCUGGCCCUCUACAUCUUCACAUCAGAUAACAAGGUGAUCACGAAAAUGACAGAAGAGACCUCCAGUGGAGGACUGGUGGCCAACGACUGUCUUGUGCACUAUUCUGUCAGCUCUCUGCCUUUCGGAGGAGUGGGAAACAGUGGUAUGGGUUGCUACCACGGCAAGUUUACCUUUGACCAGCUGAGCCACCUGCGUGGUUGUCUCAUCAAAAAGCUGAAUAUGGAGGGAGUGAACAGCAUGAGGUACCCGCCUCACACGGCCAAGAAACUGGGCUGGGCACGCUUCUUCAUCAUGAAGACCGUAGACGUGGGCUGGAUUGGGCAGAUGGCGCUCUUAGCCGUCCUGGCUGUGGUGGUUGCUGUGGUGAUACAGAAUUAUCUCCAUUGAAGACACCCCGCUGCUUCCCAGACAACAAGUCUGUCGUAUCCUUGACCCUGAGGACCAGAGAGAAGAGCAGCAUGGAUUUCUUACCAUUUCAUCAAUAAAUAUCUGUGUAAAUCAGCAUCUGCACUGCUGUAAUACAGGGAAUGUUUAUGGUGUUGCCUUAAUCUAUUUACAUUUCAAUAACGGUGUCAGAAGUUUCAUGUAGCUCACCGUAGAAAGCAUCUUAUUUUCAUGAAGGUGAUUAUUUAUUCCCAUGUAUGGCUCUUAAAUUUGUGUUCAGCAUUAACAACGUUCCCUUUUAACCCGUUAGAUUAAAUACACUUUCUACAGUAAUAUUCAUUAUAAUGCUGUGAAUGAUUUUAAAUGAAGUAACAAACAGUAUGAUGAUUUGUAGCAUUUGCUAACAGUCAUGUUCACUGAGGAGCCGGAUUUUUUUUGGGUAAAAUUUAACGAACCUGCAAUUUCUUGUUAUAAUGAAACUGUUUUAUUGUGUAGGAAUUACCUACAGUUAAUUUUGUGUCCUUUACAUUUCAAUGACCGAUCAGCCAUUAACUUGACGUUCAGCCUGAAGGUACUUGAUAAUUGCUGCCCAGUGUAGGUUUGUUGUUUUUUCAGUGUGUGCCUGCCCGCUGACAGCAGAGGUGAAGACAACAUGUCUGUCAGUCUGUCUCUGAGACAUGUGUACAGGAAACAGUGGUAUGGGUUGGAUCAGUCCUCCUUUAGCUGACUGCAGCCUGUCAGAAUAAAACAGGAUGUGAAGGAUGUUUUUAUUUUAUUUUCAAACAAACACAUUUAAGCAACCUUAUAAACUCUAAUCUCUAAACAAUAGUUGCAAAAAGUUUUUUUCAUACUUUAAAAAUUUUAAGGGAUUUGUAAUUAAUAGUUAAAUAAAUAUACAUGUAUUUCCAUAUUGAAUUAAUAUUCAAAUAAAUAUAUUUCUACAUGUA